AUGCCUGCUAUCAUCUUUGCUCGAAACGAUGCUCUCGACGUCAAUCCUCAAGCGGGUGACGCUCGUCUCUCUGAUGCUGGCUCAGACUGGCUCUGGGCUGUAACAGCUCUCUACAUCGUCAGCUUCCUCGCCUACUUUGCCCUCAGCUUCAAGCCUCGCAACAAUGAGAGAAUCUUCCACUACCUCUUUACAAUUGCCCUUUUCGUCGGAGCAAUCACUUACUUCUCCAUCGCCUCUGGAAUCGCAUACUCUGUAAUUCCCACGCAGCGUAACCUCGGUCGUGCUCUUUCAUAUCAGAUCUACUAUGCCAAGUAUAUCAACUGGGUUGUUGCAUUCCCUAUCAUUAUUCUGGCUUUGGGACUCAUGAGCGGCGUGAGCUGGGCUACUAUUCUGUUCAACAUCUUCCUCGCCUGGAUCUGGAUCAUCUCGUACCUCUGCUCUGCAUACACCACAACCUCGUACAAGUGGGGAUUCUUCGGUUUCGGCACAUUCGCCUAUCUCAUGCUUGCCUUCCAGACUCUCCAUCCCGGCCGAACAUCCGCUGCUCGUCUGGGCCUAUCUCGAGACUAUCUCAUGCUCGCAGGCUGGGUGAACCUCCUCUGGCUGCUGUAUCCCAUCGCCUAUGGUAUCUCUGACGGCGGCAACGUGGUUGGUGUCACUGGAAGCUUCAUCUUCUUUGGUAUCCUCGAUGUCCUUUUGAUUCCCGGACUCGCUUUUGCCUUCUUGUUCUUGUCCAAGCGCUGGGACUAUGGUGCCCUCAACUUGCACUUUACACAGUAUGGUCGCGUCAACGCUGCUAAUGGCGUCUUCCCUGAGAAGAGGGCUCCUGUUGCUCCUGCUGCUGAACAACCUGUUCCUGCUACUGCUACGGCUGCUGUCUAA
Molecule: messenger RNA, 882 nt
Organism: Fusarium redolens
Lineage: Eukaryota; Fungi; Ascomycota; Sordariomycetes; Hypocreales; Nectriaceae
Exons: 3
Coding region: 1-882 (293 amino acids)
Cellular component (GO): endoplasmic reticulum; plasma membrane
Source: RefSeq, a predicted model, not a curated record